Parnassius apollo (apollo) is the source of this 264-nucleotide messenger RNA. Lineage: Eukaryota; Metazoa; Arthropoda; Insecta; Lepidoptera; Papilionidae. The record is from the annotation of a GenBank genome assembly.
AUGUCUCAUCCUAAGGAAGUUGGCGGCUAUAAACUCGGGUCACUUAGCAUCGAAGGCAAAACAAAACAGGUGUUUGACCUUCCGGAACAUCCAGGUCAUUGUCUUUUGCUAAAUAAAGACCGAAUCACCGCCGGGGAUGGCGUCAAAGCUCACGAUCUGGAAGGAAAAGUGGCUAUCUCUAACCAAACGAAUGCCAAAGUUUUUGAAAUUCUCAAAGGCGCGGACAUUAAAACCGCAUUUGUCAAAAUGGCCUCAGCAACUUAA